CAAUUAUUUUCAAAAUCAUCGAAAAAUUUAAAGCUCAAAGAUGUCAAAUAAAUCGGCAAUAAAUCGUUUGGGCCAGAUGAGGAUCCGUUCGGCAAAGGAUCUACGAGCGAAUAAAAGGUACCGAGAGACAGUAAAUCAGAAAAAGAGAAUUAGAGAGUAAAAGAGAGAGAGAGAGUAAAAUGGUCGAUGAAUGUACGUGUGCGUACACAGACAUCCCCUGGUCCGUAGAAGUGUACGUGAGCAAGAGAGUGAGGAAGAGAGAGUUAUUUGAGAUCUCUCGGCGAUCAGUCCAGUUCUGUAGUGCUUGGCGUCUGAACCUUAGAAAGUUGGUAGACCGUGUGUUCGGGGACCGCGCAGUUACUUACGGUGACAUACGGGUGCGUACACAGCGAAAAAUUCUCGUUAACGUCCACUGGCGUCCACCAAUAAGAAGCACGAGACCUGCGGGAGCCCUAAAUAAAUAAAAGCCACGUUGGAAUCAGCCUAGAACAUCAUUUACGUAGAAAGCCGUGCCGAAUGAUAUUGACAAUAGUGAAAUCGUCGCGAACCUAACCUAAAAGCUAAGACUCGUAAUUGUAAAAAAAAAUUACAUUAAAACCAAGACUUUUAUAUAAACAAUAGUAAAGCAUCUAACCGCACUAGUUCGAUUUCCAAGAAUAUUCAAGAUCAACAACAGCUGCAUCCAGUUUAAACUUUCUCUUACAAGAAAUCGACGUUGCACUGUAAGGUCGGGUAGCCACUUGACGAGCAGGUAUAACAAAGUGGCAGUAGAAGCCAGGAGGACGGCCGUGCCGUUGACAUCGUAAAUAGACGCAGACGUCUCUCUCUUGAAUCAUUGGUAUAUCCGUUAACGUGUUUAACGGCCAACAGUGACAGUACGUAAGAUCGAAGGAAGAAGCUAAAGGAGAGAAAAAAGUCCCGAGAGACACGAAGUAGUCAGUGAUGAAAUAUCGAAGAAAAUAGAUAAAUCGCAAAGGCGUGACUGUAGGCGGUUGUCGACAAGGCUUUAGGGUACAACGUUAGUCGUCGCUACGUUGUGAAUCCGCACGAUUUUGACGAGCGUCGAUGAGUCGUCGUGUGCGAGAAAAGUGUCGUCAGGAUUACGUGACAACGGUUACGGAUAAUAACCUCUGAAAAUUCACAAGACAAAAGGACGCCAAGUUUAACCGUCAAAACGGGACGUUUAAACUACGUGCAAGCUGUAAAUUGUGGGAUUUAGUCCUCGAGCCAAGCAGGAAUAAGUUUGCAGUUUUAGUUAAUAUAAAUUACGUGAGAGUAUGUCAGGGGACACGAGUUCGGACGAAGACGGAUCGCAGGACGACGUGCCACGAUACGAAAUCGAUGAUCUGGAGAUCAUUAAGACGAUCGGUACGGGUACAUUCGGUAGAGUCGUCCUCUGCAGGCACCAAGAGAGACCAUUGGCACUGAAAGUCUUAUCUAUGGUUGAUGUCAUCAGACUUAAGCAAGUCGAGCAUGUGCGCAACGAGAUAUCCGUCUUGAAGGAAGUCAAUCAUCCUUUCAUCGUUAACAUGUUAUGGAGCAGCAGGGACGAAGCCAGGGUUUAUAUGUUGAUGGAAUUCGUCCCAGGUGGUGAACUGUUUUCUUAUCUGAGGGCAGCGGGACGAUUUACGGGACCCACCAGUUGUUUUUAUGCGGCUGAAAUUGUCUGCGCUUUGGAAUAUCUGCACAGCAGGCACAUUGUCUACAGGGAUUUGAAACCUGAGAAUCUUCUGCUGGACACACAGGGUCAUCUUAAGAUCACGGAUUUUGGUUUCUCUAAAAAGCUUACUGACAGAACGUGGACGUUGUGUGGUACCCCUGAAUAUUUGGCGCCAGAAAUAAUUCAAAGUAAAGGUCACAACAAGGCUGUUGAUUGGUGGGCUCUUGGCGUCUUGAUAUACGAAAUGCUAUCCGGAUUCCCACCUUUUUUCGAUGACAAUCCGUUUGGCAUCUACGAGAAGAUCCUUGGUGGAAGGAUAGAAUGGCCUAAGCAUAUAGAUCCGAUUGCCAAGGAUCUUGUUAAGAAGUUACUCGUCGCCGACAGAACAAAGAGGCUUGGAAACAUGAGACAAGGGGCUGAGGACGUAAAGAGACACCGUUGGUUUAAAUUAGUCGAUUGGCCACUGGUACCACAAAGGGCAUUGACUCCUCCCAUAAGGCCCAGACUUAAGGCCCCAGGUGACCCCAGCUGCUUCGACGAUUAUCCAGAAACUGAUUGGCGAUCGCAGCCACCAGUUCCUCCCGAUCAAUUAGCGCUGUUUCAAGAUUUUUGACAAGAAAUUUAAUUUCUCCCCACAAAGUUCACAAGGACGCGUGACACUGAUUUUUAUGCUUAAUGCACACGAGUACAAUCGCGGCCGUAUACGAAUAAUAAUUAUUUAUUAAUAGCUUUACGUAAUUUAUAAUUAUAAACUGACGAUCUGAAAGUCUGUAUGCUUUGGUGAAAGCAAUUCGAUCUUUUUUUCAUUAAUUUGUUGUCGAUCGACAGUAGUAUUUUGCUCUAUCUGAAUUCGUUAUUGUUUCAUUGAUAAUGUUACGAAUUGCUUACACAAAAAAAUGUCGAACAAUAUAAAAAAUGUCUUAUCACGCCUAUAGACUUUUGAUCUGUCAGUAUAGAAUUGUUCCAAGCUGAUUGGCUAGUUUUUACGUUUUCUUAUUGUUUUGUAAAUAAGCGCCUGGAGUUGCUCUUAUUAUACAUUAUUUAUUUUUACACCAAGUACUACUCAAUGUAUACAGUAGUAUUGUACAUAAAAAGUCGCCAUAACGGGUCUUUGUGAAUUGAUCUAUAGGUAAAAGAAUUAGGUGAAACAUAUAGAUUUAUUCACAAAGAACUGAAAAGAAAUGGACUGCUUAAUGAAGAAAAAAAAACGUCAAAAUCUAUUGUGAUGCAAAAAUUAUAAUGCUUUAUAGUCAAAGA
Molecule: messenger RNA, 2917 nt
Organism: Cephus cinctus (wheat stem sawfly)
Lineage: Eukaryota; Metazoa; Arthropoda; Insecta; Hymenoptera; Cephidae
Gene: Pka-C3
Product: cAMP-dependent protein kinase catalytic subunit PRKX
Exons: 6
Coding region: 1278-2273 (331 amino acids)
Biological process (GO): protein phosphorylation
Molecular function (GO): ATP binding; protein serine/threonine kinase activity
Source: RefSeq, a predicted model, not a curated record